This is a messenger RNA of Melanotaenia boesemani (Boeseman's rainbowfish), 2672 nucleotides long. Its product is annotated as ectonucleoside triphosphate diphosphohydrolase 4-like. The coding region runs from base 279 to 2099 and encodes 606 amino acids. Gene Ontology annotation, molecular function: nucleoside diphosphate phosphatase activity. The transcript is spliced from 14 exons. Gene Ontology annotation, cellular component: membrane. The record is from RefSeq and is a predicted model, not a curated record. Gene Ontology annotation, biological process: nucleoside diphosphate catabolic process. NCBI's taxonomy places the organism in Eukaryota, Metazoa, Chordata, Actinopteri, Atheriniformes, Melanotaeniidae.
UUCAACGUCACUGGAGGAGUCUAAGCUAUGUCUCUGGUUUCCUGCUUUUUGCUCCGUCGUUCAGUUUUAAAAUAGUCUCCGUUUAGUGAACUUAGAGAACAUAAUAUGUUACCCUAUUUUCCUUCGAGGAAAUACUAAUUUAAUUGACGUAGUUUACUAUCACGAGGAGGAAAGGCGACUUCCGGAGAAAAGUUCAAAGUCUGGACGGGAUCCUGCUCAGAUUUCAGCCAUCAUGAGGUGACGACUGGAAGAUCUUGUACUUCAGCUGACUUGGACACAUGGCGAGGAUUACCUUGUCCUGCCUGCCGGCCUCCUGGUACUGCAGCGUGUCCCUGCUGUCCCUGGGCUGUGCACCCAGGCAGAGGCUUCUCUUCCUGCUGCUGCUGUUCAUCACCUCUGCCCUCCUUCUCCUGGGAACCUACCAGAGGCAGCUGUGGGGCUCCCAGCAAAGGCCCGGGGCCCGAGUCAACAAAUACCUCUCCAUCGCAGAGUCCAUGGAAGCCACUGAUGUUCUGAAUGCUGCUCUAAACUAUGGCAUUGUGGUGGACUGUGGCAGCAGCGGCUCCAGGGUUUUUGUGUAUUACUGGCCCCCCCACAACGGGAACCCUCAUACCCUACUGGAUAUCAGACAGAUGAGGGACCACGACCGCAGACCUGUUGUCAAAAAGAUCAAACCAGGUAUCUCCACUCUGGCGAACAUGCCGACGCAGGCCAGUGACUACCUGCAGCCUCUCCUCAGCUUUGCUGCUGCUCACAUCCCGAAGGCCAAACACAAAGAGACACCGCUCUACAUACUCUGUACUGCCGGGAUGCGGCUGCUGUCCGACAGCCAACAGGCGGCCAUCUUGGAGGACCUGGUCACUGAUGUUCCUCUGGACUUUGACUUCCUGUUUUCCCCCUCACAUGCUGAAGUCAUCUCAGGGAAACAGGAAGGUGUGUACGCGUGGAUUGGCAUCAACUUCGUCCUGGGCCGCUUUGAUCAUGCUGAUGAUGAAGAGGACGCCACAGUCGAGGUGGAAACGGGGUCUGAGAACCAGCCGGCAAUCAGCCGGCGCCGCACAGUCGGUAUCAUGGAUAUGGGAGGAGCCUCCCUUCAGAUUGCCUAUGAGGUGCCCGGCGCCAUCACCUUCAGCUCACCACAGGAAGAAGAGGCAGGGAAGGGCGUCCUCGCAGAGUUUAACCUCGGCUGUGACGUGGAGCGAACGCAGCACGUGUACCGGGUCUAUGUCACCACGUUCCUGGGCUUUGGAGGAAACAUGGCCCGACAGCGCUACGAGGACCAGUUGGUCAACAGCACGCUCACCAAGAACAGGUUUCUAAGCACUCAGACAGGUCUGAGCAUGGACAAACCAUACCUGGACCCCUGUUUACCAGUCGGCAUGUCAGACACAGUCAUCAGAGACAACCGCACGUUGUACCUGAGGGGUCAGGGGGACUGGACUCGGUGUCAAGAGGCUGUACGACCUUUCCUGGGUCUCCACAACGGCACCAUGUCCACACGGGGAGUCUACCAGGCUCCAAUCAACUUCAGUAACAGUGAGUUCUAUGGCUUCUCUGAGUUCUACUACUGCAUGGAGGACGUGCUGAGAAUCGGAGGACAGUACAAGAGUGAGAAAUACUCCCAAGCUGCCAAGGACUACUGCGCCACCAAGUGGUCAACACUGAAACAGCGUCUGGACAGCCAGCUGUUCUCCCAGCAGGCCGACAUCAGCAGACUGAAGUACCAGUGCUUUAAGUCUGCCUGGAUGUAUGAAGUUUUGCACUCUGGUUUCCGUUUCCCUGUUGACUACCCGAGCCUGAAAACCGCCCAGCUGGUUUUUGACAAAGAGGUCCAGUGGACUCUGGGGGCCAUCCUGUUUAAAACCCGCUUCCUGCCUCUCAGGGACCUGCAGCAGGAAACUCUGCGACAGAACCACCCCAGCUGGUUGCGCCCCUCCUUCGUCUACAACCACCACCUGUUCUCGCUCUGCAUCCUGGUGGUGGUCCUGGCCAUCCUGCUCUACAUCCUGCGUCUGCGGAGGAUCCACCAGCGGGAGCUGAGGCAAGCUGAGGUUCUGGACCUCCUCUGGGCAGAGGAGGGAGAGGCCCUCCUCCCCUGAGAGACACUCCUGCAGACCUCAAACCCAACGAAUUGGACCAUAAACCACAGGGCCAAAAAUGAAGUGUGUGUGGACCAGAUCCUGGAUGUGGACCAGCACAGAAGCCAGGAGGUUCUGAUGUAAAGCCAGAAGAUCAGAUUCUGCUCUGUGUACUGUUUAAACCCCUUAGUCUGAGGGCGGGCGGGCGGCCAGGUGGGGGAGUGAUUCCCCAGGUUCACUUUCCUCGCCCGACCAGAACCAACUACUCACUGACCUCUGAGUCCGUUAGGAUUCAUGCUGCUUCUCGUCGUGUGGACCUGCAGGUUUCUGUUGUUGGAUGGGUCCAGAUUGAGGGUCCAUGUUUAGGAACAUGUGAGUUCUUAGAGCUGCAGGACGACUUCGCUGAUGUUGAUGUUGCGCUGAAUAUUUGUGAGGGUGAUGCUGCAGUUUCAUGCAGGUGAGACCACAACAACCAUUUCCCGUGUGUCACAGAUGUCAGCAUUACAGAUUUUGUUGGUACAAUUAUUGCCAGAGAAAUUAUCACGAUUAUUUUGCAUUAAUUCAUUUCCCUAACAGCACUGUGUAAAAUUACAU